Molecule: messenger RNA, 969 nt
Organism: Cannabis sativa
Lineage: Eukaryota; Viridiplantae; Streptophyta; Magnoliopsida; Rosales; Cannabaceae
Product: double-stranded RNA-binding protein 1-like
Exons: 4
Coding region: 1-969 (322 amino acids)
Source: RefSeq, a predicted model, not a curated record
AUGGAGCUUUGCCACAAGAAUCAAUGGGGUUUACCAAAGUACACCUCUAUGAGAUAUGGGCCAGAUCAUAACCAUGCUGCCAUAACCAUGCUGCCAUGCUUGCUUUUCUUCACUUCAAUUCUCCACCUCCUGGGUCCUGAGGACACUCAGUUUAAGGCAACAGUUACAGUUGGUGAUCAAAUUUUUGAGAGCUCUAGAUCCUUCAACACUUCGAAAGACGCUGAAAGUGAUGCUGCAAAGGUUGCUUUAAUGUCUUUCUUAAUGGAAAACUUUCAAGAGGACGAGUCUCGAGUUUACAAGAUUCUCUUGCAAGAGAUAGUUCAGAGAGAAGAUUUAAGCACUCCAGUUUAUAAAACUAUAAAACGUGGUGAACCCCACAAGCCUAUUUUCUUUACUAGUGUGGAGCUGGAUGGAGAAAUUUUCCAUGGGAAAGCAGCAAAAUCCAAGAAACAAGCAGAGUUGGAUGCUGCAAGGGCUGCCUAUGUCGCUCUUAAGGAACGUGGAUCAAUUCAGAAUGUCAACUUCACUUCCUCUAGUUUAGGAGCACAUACUCCCAAAUCAACUUGGAGCUCUGGUGUGGCCUAUGACUUGGUACAGAGUCUCAAACACCAAUGCAUUUUGGUUCCACAUCAACCUCAGACUUAUGUUGAAGCUAAAGAGAAGUUUGAUACAUUAGCAGAUUUAGCAGAAACCAUUGUAAGCACAAUGGAAGUGGACAACUCAUACCCUGCAAUAACAUCUCAUAUGGAAAAACUGAAUGAAGCUGAGAAAGUCUCUGCUGUUUCUUCUCCUUCAGUAACAAACUCGAUGAGCAGUGAUGUGAAGAGUUACUUGCUUUGCAACAAGGUGAGAGUGUACUCACAGUUGCCCAAUCAUCCAUUCCCAGAAGACAUUACUGUGCUCCCCAUUAGAGAAGACAAGUGGGUAGCUGUCAGCUUGGAAUUCCCAAAUGAAAACAACAAAGAAUAG